Pezoporus occidentalis (night parrot) is the source of this 2893-nucleotide messenger RNA. It is a transcript of the gene STK35, whose product is annotated as serine/threonine kinase 35. Gene Ontology annotation, cellular component: nucleus; cytoplasm. The transcript is spliced from 3 exons. Bases 269 to 1570 code for a protein of 433 amino acids. The record is from RefSeq and is a predicted model, not a curated record. Gene Ontology annotation, biological process: protein phosphorylation. Lineage: Eukaryota; Metazoa; Chordata; Aves; Psittaciformes; Psittacidae. Gene Ontology annotation, molecular function: protein kinase activity; ATP binding.
GGACACCGGGCCCGGGGCGGUGGCACCGGGUGCCCGCCCCGAUGCCCGGCCUGUUUACACCGGGGCGGCGCGUACCACAACGGCGGGGGGACAAGGCGGGUGGCAGCCGCGCUGAGCCCCCGCCGCGCUGAGCCGCCUUGGCAGCGCGGCGCCCCCGUUACCGAGCACGGGGUUGGGGGUACCGGGUUCCCACCACCGAGCCCCAUCCCGCUGCCGGCUGGGUUCCGCUUCCUGGCUCCGUGCCCGCUCUCCCCCCCUCGCCGCCGCGAUGGUUCGUCCCGCGCCGCCGCGAUUGGCCGAGCGCUUAAAGGGGCAGGCAGCGCGCGCUUUUCCGCCCUCGCCGGCGCGGCGCAUCCCGGUGCGCGGGGCGGGGGGGGCGGCGGCGGCGGGCGCGCGGCCCCCCCUCGGCGGCGCCAUGGAGGCGGCGGAUGGCGGCCGCCGCGGGACACAAAAGGCGGCGAGGCGGCGGCGGCGGAGAGCGCCUCAGCGGGGCCCUAUGGCGGCGGCGGCGGCGGCAGCGCCGGGGCCCGGCCCGGUUGGCGGCGGUGGCGGCGGCGGAGCUCCGCGGUACAGCCUGCUGGCCGAGAUCGGCCGCGGGGCCUACGGCGUGGUGUACGAGGCGGUGUCGGGCCGCAGCGGCGCCCGGUUGGCGGUGAAACGGAUCCGUUGCGACGCUCCCGAGAACGUGGAGCUGGCGCUGGCCGAGUUCUGGGCCCUGACGAGCCUCCGGCGGCAGCACCCCAACGUGGUGCGCUUCGAGGAGUGCGUCCUGCAGCGGCACGGCCUGGGGCAGCGCAUGAGCCACGGCAACAAGCGCAGCCAGCUCUACCUGCGCCUCGUGGAGACCUCCCUCAAAGGUGAGAGGAUCCUGGGCUAUGCAGAGGAACCUUGCUACCUGUGGUUCGUCAUGGAGUUCUGUGAAGGAGGAGACCUCAACCAGUACGUGCUCUCACGAAGACCUGACCCAGCCACAAACAAGAGCUUCAUGCUGCAGCUGACCAGUGCCAUUGCCUUCCUGCACAAGAACCACAUUGUCCACCGGGACCUGAAGCCAGACAACAUCCUGAUAACAGAGAAGUCUGGAACCCCUGUCCUCAAAGUGGCCGACUUCGGGCUGAGCAAGGUCUGCGCUGGCCUCACUGCUCGGGGCAAGGAGGGGGGGCACGGGAACAGGAAUGUGAAUGUCAACAAGUACUGGCUGUCCUCGGCUUGUGGCUCUGAUUUCUACAUGGCCCCCGAGGUCUGGGAGGGACACUACACUGCCAAGGCUGACAUCUUCGCUCUGGGCAUCAUCAUCUGGGCCAUGAUUGAGAGGAUCACUUUCAUUGACGCGGAGACCAAGAAGGAGCUGCUGGGGACCUACAUCAAGCAGGGGACUGAGAUUGUGCCUGUUGGGGAAGCGCUGCUAGAAAACCCAAAGAUGGAGCUGCACAUCCCUCAGAAACGCAGGACUUCCAUGUCUGAGGGGAUCAAGCAGCUCUUGAAAGACAUGUUGGCUGCUAACCCGCAGGAUCGACCUGAUGCCUUUGAGCUUGAAACCAGGAUGGACCAGGUUACAUGUGCUGCUUAAAUUCAGGGCAGGGCACUGCUGUGCUUUGCAGCUGGGUUUAUUUACCAGGGACCCAUGAUCUCCAUUAUUUACGUGCAAGGAGGGAAGCUGAAGCUAAGGGACGAUGAGGAUGAUGAUGAUGAUGAUACAGAAGAUCUCUGGUGUGCAGGAUCUCUGGCAAUGUGAAAUCUUUGGGUGUUACUUUCUGUUGGGAUGGGGUGUUCUGGGGGCACAGGAGGGGGCUGCAGGGGCCUAUGGAAGAGCAGCAGCCAUGCUCAUGAGACUUAAACACAAUCUAGGGAGCAGAGCUGCCCUUGCCCAGCCCUCCCCUGUCCCCUGUGUUGCCAUUUGACUCUGUGGAUGUUUCGAGACAAGAUCUGGUUCCAUAAGGAGGUGGGAAUCAGCCUCCAGGCACCAGCUCUGGGUCUGGCUGGGCACAGCUUUGGGUUUGAAGCUGUUGCUUCUGCGGAGGGGAAACGGGAGCAGAGCGAUUGCCAGGUCUGUACCAGCAGUGCAGUGCUUCAGAAACAGAGUCCCUGCAAUCAGGUGUUACAAACAGCUAAAUCAUUUCAUAGCCAGGCAGCUGCCGACCAGGGGGAUGCUGCCCUGCUGGGAGCAGUUGACAUUAGGAUAGAGUAGCAUAACCAGGCUGGGAAGGCAUUUGGUUGUGAUGGGCAGAUGUUUGUUCUCCCCAAGCUGGAUUUCACUCUUCAUGCUUGGUACCUCACAGAGGGUGAUGGGGAGCCCAUAAGCAUGUUUUCAGUGGACAGAAACAAAGCAGUCCACUGCCCUGAUCCAUUGAAUGCCAACCUUCAGCUGUUAGGAACUUGGGAGACGAGGAGGUUUGGCCUAAAUGGCUCAGGGCUGGAUUCUAGCCUCCCAUAAAACACUCUUCCCUGCUAGCUGACCAUCUCCAGGAAGCAAAUGCUGCUGUUUAGGUUUGGUUACGUACAGUACAGCUCAGGUAAGGAGAUUGCAACCUCAGGCUGAGCAGUUAAUACUCGAUUUCCUUGCCUAUAUUUAGAGCAACACUAAUAUCCUGGGGCUGACCCGGUGUUGAUGGUCUUUAGACUUUGCUCACUGUAAAUGCAAUGUAAAGCAGCACCUCUUCACCACCCCGUGGGUUCUGAACCAACUAAAGCCAUUUCUCAUCGGGCUAAAACACCAGGUUGGUCUGACCUGGGUGCUCAGCCAGGGCCUUGGGCAGCACAGGGUCCCUGCGAGCCCUCACCCCUGGCUGUGGGAACUGCUCCUUGCCUCUGUGCAGGCUGCAGCUUUCCUGUGCCAUCACUGGAUCACUGAACUGGCAGCACCUCCUUGUAUCUCCUCAGUGUUACCUUGCUG